Messenger RNA from Penicillium pulvis, 765 nucleotides. RefSeq names its product putative cell division control protein Cdc31 (gene cdc31). Gene Ontology annotation, molecular function: calcium ion binding; microtubule binding. The coding region runs from base 1 to 765 and encodes 254 amino acids. Gene Ontology annotation, cellular component: half bridge of spindle pole body; mitotic spindle pole body. Lineage: Eukaryota; Fungi; Ascomycota; Eurotiomycetes; Eurotiales; Aspergillaceae. Gene Ontology annotation, biological process: spindle pole body duplication. The record is from RefSeq and is a predicted model, not a curated record. The transcript is spliced from 2 exons.
AUGGCCUCCGGCCAACCGUUCGCGUCGCGCUCGUACGCCGGCACCAAAAUCCCGGACCGCUCCGUCAACGCGAACGCCAUGCCCUUCAGCGCCUCGUCCUUCUCCAGGCAUCGUGGCCUAGGCGCCACCGCUCCUGCUGAUUUUGGAGGCCCCGAAGGACCCAAGCAAAACCAGCAGGCUACAAAUACCCCGGCCGCGCAAAGCCACGGGCCCGCGCAGGAUGCGAAUCCGUUGAACCGAUUGACAGAGGAGCAGCGUGAAGAGAUCAACGAAGCUUUCACCCUCUUCGAUCUCGACCGCGAUCGUCACCUAGACUACCACGAACUCCGCGUCGCUUUCCGUGCCUUGGGCUUCACUCUCGCAAAACAAGAACUCAUUUCCCUCCUCACAACCUACGGUGUCCCGCGUCCACAGGUCCAACAACAACAAGGACAGAAUAACCCCAAUGCACCGGGGAGCCAGGUCUCCAAGGGCGGGAACCCACAACACCCGUCCAACCUUCUCAUGCCGCUCUCGUCGUUCCAGGCUGUGACAGCGUUGAAGAUCUUGGAGCGUGACCCGCGUGAUGAGAUCCUGCGUGCUUUUGAGUUGUUCGAUGAGGGUCAGAAGGGAUUCAUUGAUCUGGAGGACUUAAGACGUGUUGCACGGGAGUUGGGCGAGACUGGUCUUGAGGAGGAGGAACUCAGGGCUAUGAUUGAGGAGUUUGAUCUUGAGGGUGUUGGCGGUGUCACUCGGGAGGCAUUUGUGGGCAUUUGCUGGCAGUGA